Messenger RNA from Protobothrops mucrosquamatus (brown spotted pit viper), 373 nucleotides. RefSeq names its product LIM/homeobox protein Lhx2. NCBI's taxonomy places the organism in Eukaryota, Metazoa, Chordata, Lepidosauria, Squamata, Viperidae. Gene Ontology annotation, biological process: regulation of transcription by RNA polymerase II; neuron differentiation. Gene Ontology annotation, molecular function: RNA polymerase II transcription regulatory region sequence-specific DNA binding; DNA-binding transcription factor activity, RNA polymerase II-specific. The transcript has 2 exons. Gene Ontology annotation, cellular component: nucleus. The annotation marks the transcript as partial. The record is from RefSeq and is a predicted model, not a curated record.
AUGCCGUCGGUGAGCAACGAGCGGGCCGCCCUGUGCGCCGGUUGCGGCGGGAAGAUCUCGGACCGCUACUACCUCCUGGCGGUGGACAAGCAGUGGCACAUGCGUUGUCUGAAGUGCUGCGAGUGUAAACUCAACCUGGAAUCCGAGCUCACCUGUUUUAGCAAAGACGGCAGCAUCUACUGCAAGGAAGACUAUUAUCGGCGGUUCUCGGUGCAGCGCUGCGCCCGCUGCCACCUGGGCAUCUCGGCUUCGGAGAUGGUGAUGCGCGCCCGGGACUCGGUUUACCACCUGAACUGUUUCACCUGCUCCACCUGCGCCAAGAUGCUGACCACCGGCGACCACUUCGGCAUGAAGGACGGGCUGGUUUACUGCC